CGGCGCGCUGCUGCGGACAAACGCCCGACCAACUUCUUUACUCACCCAAUCACCACCAAACAUAAACAAUGGCGGAGCGAAGAAAACGCACCGAGUUGGAAUUUGACGGCGCUCGGCUAUAGAGCAAGUAGCAAAGCUGACAGAAUUUCCGAUGGACGGGCACCGGAGGUACCACGAAAUGGAAAACCCGACCGAAAACCCAAGCAAGGCUGCGGAAUAUCUAAAGGAGCUCAAUAAAAUAAUCGAGACACAACAGGAGCUGUUGGAGAAGCAAAAGAACCGGAUUGAAGAGCUUGAGCAGCAAGUGGCCGAUCUAUGUAAGGAAAACGCCUGUCUGAAAGACCAACACCAGCGGCACCUGGCUACUUGCAGACUGCAACAAGGCAAUAGCCAUCCCACAUUAGGAGCCAUCAAAGAAAAUGUGCUUCAAGAAAAGUCUGAAUGUGAAAGUUCGCGAGGUGUCAGACGGCACGCUUCUUUGCCUGUCGAAGUCACAGAAAGCCCCGGCAACCUUAUUUCACCACUGUGCAGAAGAACUUAUCCCUGUCGCCAAUGGAAGUCUGCGUCAUUUGGCGUGGAAGGUGACGCCCCGGGCGCCGAGUCGGACCCCUCCCUGGACUGCGGCGGGGGCUACAGCCGAGGGCCCGUGAGCCGCGCCGCCAUCCUCAGCCCGGACCACUUCCAGGCCCCGCUCUACGCCCACGCGGCCCCGCCCGGACCCCAGCGGCACCGGCGGCCCAAGCUGCAGCACUCGCAGUCCAUCCUCCGCAAGCAGGCCGAGGAGGAGGCCAUCAAGCGCUCGCGCUCGCUCUCCGAGAGCUAUGAGCUCUCCACCGACCUCCAGGACAAGCAGGUGGAGAUGCUGGAGCGUAAGUAUGGAGGACGAUUCAUAACCCGACAUGCUGCGCGCACCAUCCAGACGGCCUUCCGCCAGUAUCAGAUGAACAAGAACUUCGAGCGGCUCAGGAGCUCUAUGUCGGAGAAUCGCAUGUCCAGACGCAUCGUCCUGUCCAAUAUGAGAAUGCAGUUUUCCUUUGAAGGACCUGAAAAAGUCCACAGCUCCUACUUCGAGGGCAAGCAGGUCUCCCUGACCGACGACGGCACCAAGAUCGGGGCCCUGGUGCAGUCCGAGUGCGGGGACCUGGUCCCGGCCAACAUGAAGCAGCCGGCCGCGCAGAACGACUUCAACGACGCCAUCACCGAGCUGGAGGACGCUUUCUCGCGGCAGGUCAAGUCGUUGGCCGAGUCCAUCGACGACGCCCUCAACUGCCGCAGCCUUCACGGGGACGAGGGCCAGCCGGAGCCCGUCAGGGGCCACCCGGACAUGGAGAGGGAGGUGGCCUACCAGGUCAAGCCCUCCCACGCCGCCGACCACCGCAACCUGGACGAGAUGACGGCGUCCUACAGCGACGUGACGCUCUACAUCGACGAGGAGGAGCUCUCUCCGCCCAUCCCGCUCUCCCAGUCGGUGGACCGGCCCUCCAGCACCGAGUCGGACCUCCGCCUCCGCUCCCUCAACUCCUCCCAGGAGUACUGGUCCCUGGCCCACAAGGACGACAAGGGCGACACGGACACCAGCUGCCGCAGCACCCCGUCGCUGGAGUGCCAGGACCAGAGGCUGAGGGUGGACCACCUGCCCCUGCUGACCAUCGAGCCCCCCAGCGACAGCUCGGUGGAGCUGAGCGACCGCUCCGACCGGGGCUCGCUGAAGAGGCAGAACGCCUACGACCGGGGCAUCUCCAGCCAGCAGGGCAGCCCCAAACACAUCUCCCACGGCCUUCCGCCCAGGGGCCCGCCGCGGGACGAGGAGCCCACCCGGCACCGGCCCCGGCAGCUCGAGAGCCACCUGGCCAUCAACGGCACGGCCAACCGGCAGAGCAAGUCCGAGUCGGACUUCUCGGACGGGGACAACGACAGCAUCAACAGCACUUCCAACUCCAACGACACCAUCAACUGCAGCUCGGAGUCGUCGUCCAGGGACAGCCUCCGGGAGCAGACCCUGAGCAAGCAGACCUACCACAAGGAGACCCGCAACAGCUGGGACUCUCCCGCCUUCAGCAACGACAUUAUCCGCAAGAGGCACUACCGGAUCGGCCUCAACCUCUUCAACAAGAAGCCGGAAAAGGGCGUCCAGUACCUGAUUGAGCGAGGAUUCGUCCCAGACACGCCUGUGGGCGUGGCUCACUUCCUGCUCCAGCGGAAAGGCCUGAGCCGGCAGAUGAUUGGAGAGUUUCUGGGUAACCGACAGAAACAGUUCAACAGGGACGUUUUGGACUGCGUAGUGGAUGAGAUGGACUUCUCAGGGAUGGAGCUGGACGAGGCCCUCAGAAAGUUCCAGGCGCAUAUCAGAGUCCAGGGCGAAGCCCAGAAGGUGGAGAGGCUCAUCGAGGCCUACAGCCAGCGUUACUGCAUCUGUAAUCCCGGGGUAGUACGGCAGUUCAGGAACCCGGACACCAUCUUCAUCCUGGCCUUCGCCAUCAUCCUCCUCAACACCGACAUGUACAGCCCCAACGUCAAGCCGGAGCGGAAGAUGAAGCUGGAGGACUUUGUGAAGAACCUCCGAGGGGUGGAUGAUGGAGAGGACAUCCCUCGGGAGAUGCUGAUUGGGAUUUACGAGAGGAUCCGGAAGCGGGAGCUGAAGACUAACGAGGACCACGUGUCCCAGGUGCAGAAGGUGGAGAAGCUCAUCGUGGGCAAGAAGCCGAUUGGAUCCCUGCAUCAUGGCCUUGGCUGUGUCCUGUCUCUGCCCCACCGCAGGCUGGUGUGCUACUGCAGACUGUUCGAGGUCCCGGACCCCAACAAGCCCCAGAAACUGGGCCUGCACCAGCGCGAGAUCUUCCUCUUCAACGACCUGCUGGUGGUCACAAAGAUUUUCCAGAAGAAGAAGAACUCGGUGACGUACAGCUUCCGGCAGUCCUUCUCUCUGUACGGGAUGCAGGUGCUGCUGUUUGAGAACCAGUAUUACCCCAACGGAGUCAGGCUUACGUCAGCCAUCCCAGGUGCGGACAUCAAAGUCCUCAUCAACUUCAACGCCCCGAACCCCCAGGACCGCAAGAAGUUCACAGACGACCUGCGGGAGUCCAUCGCCGAGGUUCAGGAAAUGGAAAAAUACAGGAUAGAGUCCGAGCUGGAGAAGCAGAAGGGCGUGGUCCGGCCCAGCAUGUCUCAGAGCUCGGGCCUGAAGAAGGAGGCGGGCAACGGGAACCUCAGCCGAGCCAGCCUGGACGACAGCUACGCCAUGGGCGAGGGGCUAAAGCGCAGCGCCCUCAGCAGCUCCCUCAGGGACCUCUCCGAAGCAGGCAAGCGUGGGAGACGCAGCAGUGCAGGAUCUCUAGACAGCAAUAUGGAAGGCUCCAUCAUUAGCAGCCCCCACAUGCGGCGCAGGGCCACCUCCACCCGCGACUGCCCGUCCCGCGGCCACCCGCCCAUCCCCAACUCCUCGUCCCUGCUGGGCACCCUGUUCGGCAGCAAGCGGGGGAAGGGUCCGGCCCCUCCCCCCCAGCAGCCCCAGCACCCCACCCUCAUCUCCCACACGCCCCACCCCUCCACCCUUCACCACUCGGCCCAGGGCGAGUCGCACUCCCACGCGCAGUACUGCCACGUCCAGCAGAACCCUCCUCCGUACCACCACCACCACCACUACCACCCCCCGGCCCACCUGCAGUACCACCAGGGCUCCGGCUCCGGCUCCGGCCACGGCCACGGCCACCACGGCCAGCACGGCCACGCCUCGCACGCCCAGCACUCCUCCCACUCCCAGCAUGCACCUCACCACCACGCCCAGCAGCCGGUCCCCGCCCCUGGGCCCAGCAGCACCAAACCCAAGCACAGCGGCAUCAGCACCAUCGUGUGAAGGGCCCAAUCGGAGGAGGAGGAGGAGGGAGGGGAGCCCCGCCCCGCCGCUAAGG
This is a messenger RNA of Conger conger (European conger), 3908 nucleotides long. RefSeq names its product IQ motif and Sec7 domain ArfGEF 1b (gene iqsec1b). Bases 152 to 3853 code for a protein of 1233 amino acids. The transcript has 16 exons. Gene Ontology annotation, molecular function: guanyl-nucleotide exchange factor activity; protein binding. Gene Ontology annotation, biological process: regulation of ARF protein signal transduction; actin cytoskeleton organization. NCBI's taxonomy places the organism in Eukaryota, Metazoa, Chordata, Actinopteri, Anguilliformes, Congridae. The record is from RefSeq and is a predicted model, not a curated record.